UCCCCUAAGUGAAAGAAGAUGGGGUCUGGCUGCCUAAAAGUCACCAAGUACUUCCUCUUCCUCUUCAAUCUCCUGUUCCUUAUCCUGGGUGCUGUGAUCCUGGGUUUUGGAAUAUGGAUUCUGGCCGACAAAACCAGUUUCAUUACAGUUCUACAGAUGUCAUCUCCCUCCCUGAAGACUGGUGCAUACAUCCUCAUUGGUGUUGGGGCUCUCACCAUGGUGAUGGGAUUCCUGGGCUGUCUUGGAGCAGUCAAUGAAAUCCGAUGUCUCUUGGGUCUGUACUUCACCUGCCUGAUGGUAAUCCUCAUAACUCAGGUUGCUGCUGGACUGGUUAUCUACUUCCAGAAAGAAACACUGAAAGAAGAGUUGUCCCGCAUAGUUGGAAAUCUGAUUGAAAAUUACAGCUCUCCAAAUGAUGAUGAGAAGAACUUAGAAGAUGCUUGGGACUAUGUGCAAAAACAGAUCGCUUGCUGUGGCUGGAUUGGAGCAAAAGACUGGGAAAAAAAUGAGUUUAUUAUCAACCAAAGCAUGACUGUGUAUCCCUGCUCCUGCUCCAAUAGCUCUAAGGACUUUGAGGCAGAUAGUGGUUUCUGUAACCUGGAUGUCCCUCUCAACAGCACUGCAACGUAUGCUGACUGGCCUGUUCAUGAGCAGGGGUGCAUGGAUGGUGUAGAGAAGUGGUUGAAGGACAACCUUGGUGUCAUUCUUGGGGUCUGCACUGGUGUUGCUGUUAUAGAGCUGCUGGGGAUGAUACUGUCCAUCUCGCUCUGCAAGAACAUACACAGUGAAGACUACACCAAAGUGCCCAAGUCUUGAGUUGGCUGAUUCCAGAGCUACAGCACCACAGAGAAAGGAGCAAACGGAACAUUCCUGCCUCAUACCCAGACUGUCCAACCAUUGACCAUUAUUCCUGUGACAUCCCAUUUCUGAUACCACUCUGCUAAGAACUGUUAGAGCUGCAGUACAGCCUGAUCUUCUGGCAGUAGGGCCCUUGGACCACCUGCAUCCUGCUUCUGGAUUAUUUCUACUUCAAGAAGCAGAACUUAAUUGU
Antrostomus carolinensis (chuck-will's-widow) is the source of this 1051-nucleotide messenger RNA. It is a transcript of the gene CD82, whose product is annotated as CD82 molecule. Bases 19 to 816 code for a protein of 265 amino acids. The transcript has 8 exons. The record is from RefSeq and is a predicted model, not a curated record. NCBI's taxonomy places the organism in Eukaryota, Metazoa, Chordata, Aves, Caprimulgiformes, Caprimulgidae. Gene Ontology annotation, cellular component: plasma membrane.